GCAGCGCUCAGCUCAUUAAAAACUCUGGAGAUUCUCUUGGCUGGAAAUGUUUAAACCCAACUGACCAUGGACAGAUUACUUCUAAUACUCUGAAGUGAAACUUGGGGAGGAUCUGAUGUGUUUAAAGGAGAUACAUUAUCACUCCAGAGCAAAUAAAACAAAGCAGAGGAGCUUACAAUGGAGCUGCUGAUCCGCAACAGCGCUUUCUGCUUACUUGUGCUGUGGGUGAGUGUGAGUGUGUGUGAUUGUGAGGUUCUCAUGUAUGGGCACGUUCAAUCUCCACUGUAUCCUAAACCCUAUCCAGCUGAUCUCAAUAAACAGUGGAACCUGGAAGUUCCUCACGGUUACAGAAUCAAGCUCACCUUCACCUACCUGGACAUUGAGCAUUCUGCUAACUGCUACUAUGACUCUCUAAAGGUUUUGGAUGGCAGGAAAGUUUUGGGGAAGUUCUGUGGCCAAAGAUCAACAGAUGCACACCACCCUGGCCGCAAGUCCUUCUUGUCUUCUGGCAAUCGUCUCCAGCUGGUGUUUGUGACUGACGGCUCAAACCCAGAUCUUCAGCCACACCUCGGCUUUUCUGCUUUUUACCAGGCUAUUGAUGUGGACGAGUGUAGCUCUCCUGUAUCUUCUGAGGACUCUGGACCCCUCUGCUCUCAAAUCUGCCUCAACACUCUGGGGUCCUACCAGUGUGCUUGUCAUCAUGGGUAUCAGCUGCGGGAUGAUGGGCGUACCUGUGACUUACAAUGUGGAGGGGGCAUUUUUAAGGAGCCUGAAGGAACCCUGUCAAGCCCUGGAUUUCCAAGCUCUUCCCCACUCAGACUGAACUGCACCUAUAAAAUCACUGCGAAGCCAGGCUUUGAAGUCACUCUCAACUUUAGUGACAGUUUUCACAUUGAGCAGGUCUUCAACCAGGGACACUGCCUCCACUGGCUGCUGGUAACCAUCCCAGAUAAACCCGCCCAGAAAUACUGUGGUGACAAAAGCCCUGGUGUCCUCCACACUGGUUCCAAUAUGGUGCAGCUGGAAUACUACACAGAUGAUGAAGGAGAGAGCCAAGGCUGGAGCCUAACCUACACCACCCAGAGAGUGAAAUGUGAACUGAAAAAAACAAUCAUCAAUGGAAAGGUGACCCCAGACUUCCCCCAGUACUUCUACAGAGACUACAUCCAUGUGACCUGUGACAAGGGCUACAAACUCAUGAUGUUGGGGAAGGAGAUUAGGAGUUUUAGGUCCAUGUGCCAACAUAACGGGAAAUGGCACUUGCCUUUACCAGAGUGCAAGAUCAUUGACUGUGGAGAUCCCAGACCUCUGCUGAACGGCGGUGUCCGAUUUCUCUCUGGCUCUAAUAACGAGUACCGCUCCCUCAUCCAGUACCACUGCAAUGAACCAUACUAUGCUUUCAAAGACGUUCAUCAUGAAAAUUUUAGCUGUGCUGCAGACCGCAAGUGGAGAACCAGUGAUGAAAAUGCUGUGAUCCCUCCAUGUUAUCCAGUGUGUGGUCGCCCUACUGUAAGUCUCUCUGGGCGUGAGCGGGUGAUGGGAGGAAAGGCAGCUCCAGCAGGUGCUUUCCCCUGGCAGGUCUUCCUUCGCACAAAAGGAAGAGGUGGAGCAAUCGUCAUUGGGGACAGAUGGCUCAUGACUGCAGCCCACAAUCUGGAAAAAGAGAACUUAACUAAAGAAAAUGUGAAGGUGUAUGUUGGAGACAUCCUUGUCAGUGAACUCGUGAAGCACCAAUCGCUUCCUGUUGCAUCGUUACACGUCCACCCAGGAUACAAAAACAACGCCAUGAGAACAAAUUUUGAUAAUGACAUUGCGUUGAUCAAGCUAAGCUCUCCAAUCACCUUUAACUCAAAUGUAAUGCCAGUCUGUCUGCCUCCACAAGAUACUAAACUGGAAAACAAUGGCUGGGUUUCAGGAUUUGGACUGACUGAAACACAUGCGGCAUCCAAUAUGCUCAGGUACAUCAAACUUCCUGUUGUGGACCAAGACACAUGCCGCACAUUUGUGGAGAAAGAGAGAGCGAUCCGCUCAGAUGUGGCUCCACUGACAGAUAACAUGUUCUGUGCCGGAUUCCCUGAGGGCGGAGAGGACACCUGUUCUGGGGACAGUGGCUCAGCAUUCGUUGCGAAAAACAACGAAGAGUACUGGGUGGCAGGCAUCGUUAGCUGGGGAGUUGAAUGUGCUAAGGCAGGGAAAUACGGCAUAUACACCCAUGUUUCAAAGUACACAAACUGGAUACAGAAAACCAUGGAAGAGAACCAGUAAGGCUAACUUAAAGAGUGCCAGAAUUAGCAAAUGAUUCAACAUCAAUGUAACGUGCAUAUUGUGUCUUUAGCAAAAACAAAUAUUUUGUAACAAUACAUUUUGCCAGUAUUUACUCUAAAUGAACACAUUGUUAUGAAUGUAGAGAAGUGUUAACCUUCAUUUAAAAGCGUACAUUUUAUUCAAUUUGUAAUUUUUAAUGGUGGGGAGGGUAAUUGGUUAAUGGUUAAGUUAAAUCAUUAUUGUUAAAUUGUUAAAUAAUAACAUUUUUGAGUUAUGUAAAAAAUGCUUGGAUUUAAAUUACAGGAUAUAAAAAAUAAAAUAGAUAAUUAAGCUUGGAAUAUAAGUCUUGAAUCAUGUGAUUUGUAGUUUUAAAAAAAAUUGACAGUUAAGAUAAAAGACCUGAUGCUGACUCAAAUGCAUGCAUGUAUAUUGAAGAUAAUGUUUUUUUUUUGUUUGUUUUCAAAAUCAUUGUGCAGCUUUGCCACAACUGAACUAAGAUCUAAUUACCAUAUAGUCACCAAUUAUCAUGACAAUCAGCUAUGUCUAUUAACAUCAAAAAAAUAAAAGCCCAUCUUCCUUAA
Messenger RNA from Astyanax mexicanus (Mexican tetra), 2846 nucleotides. Its product is annotated as complement C1r-A subcomponent-like. The record is from RefSeq and is a predicted model, not a curated record. Gene Ontology annotation, molecular function: serine-type endopeptidase activity; calcium ion binding. Gene Ontology annotation, biological process: proteolysis; complement activation. The transcript has 14 exons. Gene Ontology annotation, cellular component: extracellular region. Lineage: Eukaryota; Metazoa; Chordata; Actinopteri; Characiformes; Acestrorhamphidae. The coding region runs from base 178 to 2265 and encodes 695 amino acids.